Candida tropicalis MYA-3404 is the source of this 1536-nucleotide messenger RNA. RefSeq names its product NAD-dependent histone deacetylase (gene HST3). NCBI's taxonomy places the organism in Eukaryota, Fungi, Ascomycota, Pichiomycetes, Serinales, Debaryomycetaceae. Gene Ontology annotation, molecular function: NAD+ binding. The transcript has a single exon. The coding region runs from base 1 to 1536 and encodes 511 amino acids. The record is from RefSeq and is a predicted model, not a curated record.
AUGAUACCUAUAGACUUGUUGGAUUCGCCGAAUGAUAUUCCUUCUGAAACUUCUAUUAAACUAAAUGAAGUUAUCAAAUUCAUUUCUAAAAGUAAGAAAAUGACUGUGUUAACAGGAGCUGGUAUUUCAUGUAAUGCAGGCAUACCGGAUUUUAGGUCGUCCGAUGGGUUAUAUAAUAUGGUUAAAUCCAAAUAUCCAAAAUCAAUUGUAAGAGGACAAGAUUUAUUUGAUAUUUCUUUAUUUAGAGAUGAAAUAUCCCUUUCGAUAUUUUGUACAUUUAUGGAAUCCCUAUACAAAUCAUCAUUGAAUGCCAAACCAACAGAGACUCACAAAUUCAUCAAAACUUUAAAGGAUAAGAACAAGCUAUUACGAUGUUAUACUCAAAAUAUUGAUUGUAUCGAGCAACGUAUUGAUUUAAAUAUGGGAAUAAAUCUAGAAGAAUUUGAUAGAAAUACUCGUUUCAGACAAGUUUGGAAUAAUUUAGAUGUUGUUCAACUCCAUGGAAACUUACAUAAAUUAUCUUGUACCAAUUGUUUUAGUCAGUUCAAUUGGAAUGAAGAAUUCCAAACAUUAUUGGCAAAUGGUUUAAACCCAGAAUGCUCCAACUGUAUGCUUAAAUAUCAAGAAAGAUUAUUUCAAGGUAAAAGACUCACGGGCCAGACUAUAGGUUUAUUAAGACCAAAUAUUGUAUUAUACGGUGAGCAUCAUCCACAACUGGAAAUAUUAACACAAGGUUUAAAUGCAGAUUUGAGACUGAGACCAGAUUGUUUAAUUAUCAUGGGUACAAGUUUAAAAGUUGCUGGAGUUAAAGAAUUGGUUAAAAAUUUAAGUAAAAUCAUUCAUGAUAAAGGUGGGAAAGUUAUUUAUAUUAAUAAAACUAAAUUAAGUGCUAGUUCAUGGAAACAAUAUAUUGAUUACGAAAUACUUUCCGAUUGUGAUGACUUUGUUAGAAUUUUGAAGAAAGAGAUUCCUGAUUUGUUUUUAACUCAAGAACAAUUGGAUUCAAAGAAAUUGAAACAUGCUGCUGGAAUUCAUAUUCCUCUACCAGUAUUAAAACAAGAACCAGUGUUGAAACAAGAACCAGUAUUGAAACAAGAACCAGGAUUAAAACAAGAACCAGUAUUAAAACAAGAACCAGUAUUAAAACAAGAACCCGGAUUGAAUCAUGAUCCAGUGCUAAAGCAAGAACCAGGAUUAAAACAAGAACUGGGUCUUAAAAAAGAACCCACUCCAAAACAAACCAAAAGACUUAAAAAAGAACCAACACCAAAAAAAGAAUCAAAAUCUAGCAAAACUAAAAAGGAGACAAGUCCUCCAUCACCUCCUACAACUCCAAAUAAACUGAAACAACGACCAACUUUGAAAAGAAAGUCAUCUAGUGAAAUGAAUAUUGAAGAGGUUAAUACUAGACUUAAAAGAUUACGUAAAAGACAAGGUCAAUUGAGAUCACCAACAUCGUCAAUUAAUGGUAGUGAAGAAGAAGAUAAUUACGAAGUACAUUUUACUAAUGGUAAAGAAGUUCUUGUACUUGAGUAA